UUUCUAUUUAUCCAUAACCUGCAUUAGCUCCUCCUACCAUGUCCCAUCAAUGAAUGACACCUUGUGGGGUCUUCCCAGCAGUCCCAGGGAAGUUUUCAGGUAAGGACACAACAAUCCGGUACUCUGGUGGCUGCUGCCUCUUCCUGAAUACAUUGUUGAAUUUCUCCAAGGACAGCGAGAGGCUACUGAUCUUUCGUACUGGUCUGAACAACUGCAGGGUGUGAUCGCCAGAGCAAGCGAAAACACUAAAAGAGGGAAGAUCUCAUUCUUUGUAACCAGAAUGGUUUGCUGAAACAGUUGGGAAAAGGUGCGAUACCUGAACUGUGAGGUUCUCACUUGCCCUGGAAAACACACUGCACCAGCACACUGAAGAACCCUCCUCUGUUGGAACUUGUCAAGGCAACGCUGCCUGCAGGUCUAUUCUGUUGCUUCUCUGCAGUAUGUGGCACACAAUCAGUGAAUGGCUUUGGUGGGAAAGUUUGUGGCUGCCGGAAAACGUGUCCUGGUCUGACCUGGAGGACAAAGACGGUCGUGUCUACGCCAAAGUCUCUCAGCUUUACGCUGUUGUGCCCUGCGCCCUGUGCCUGCUUUUCAUCAGAUACAUUUUUGAGAGGUGUCUGGCCACACCGCUUGCUAAUGUUUUUGGAGUCAGGGAUAAGGUGCGACUCACUGCAGAGCCCAACCUCAUCCUCGAAAACUUCUUCUGCUACCACACACGAGUUCCAUCGCAGACAGAGGUGCGUUCUCUGUGUAAGAAGACUAGCUGGACAGAAAGGAGAGUUGAGGUCUGGUUCAGGAGGAGGAGGAACCAGGAUCGCCCAGGGCUUCGCAAGAGAUUCUGUGAGGCCAGUUGGAGAUGUGCGUUCUAUUCUUUUGCAUUUGUGGGUGGAGUCCUAGCACUCUAUGAUAAACCUUGGCUUUAUAAUCUCAGAGAGAUCUGGGCAGAUUUCCCUAAACAGUCCAUGCUGCCAUCUCAGUAUUGGUAUUACCUCUUGGAAAUGGGCUUCUACCUUUCUCUGGUCUUCAGACUGACAUUUGAUGUCAAACGGAAGGAUUUCAAAGAGCAGGUGAUUCACCAUGUAGCUACUGUCACACUUCUGACUUUCUCCUGGAUUUCAAACUACAUCCGCAUUGGAACUCUUGUGAUGGCGAUUCACGAUUCUGCUGACGUACUGCUGGAGGCUGGAAAGGUUUUAAACUACGCCAAGUGGGACCAGGCUGCUAACACCAUUUUUGUGGUGUUUACGGUUGUCUUUAUGGUGACCAGACUCAUCAUUUUCCCUUUCUGGCUCAUCCACUGUACAUGGGUGUACCCAGUGGAGCAGUUCAAGCCCUUCUUUGGCUACUACUUCUUCAACUCCAUGCUGUUGGUUUUACAGAUGCUCCAUAUUUACUGGGCUGUUCUCAUAUUGAGAAUGGUUUACAAGUUCAUCUUCAGCAAGCUGGAAGGAGAUGACCGGAGCGACAAGGAGGAGGAUGACAGUGACUCAGUAAAGGAGAGAAACCACAGACCAAAUCACAUAAAUGGUUCUGGAACCCGAGACCUGGUCAACGGAUACUAACCUGUAAAGACAGUCAAAUCUAGAAAAAGACAAAUAAGCAUCAAAUCAACUUAAGUUGAUAAUAUUAUUUUAAAUAUAUAUAUAUACCUGGCUGUGAUGUUUUUAGAUUUUGUCAAGCUGUUGAAGGAAGUGAUGAAAAUUGCUUGGGUGUGAUCAUGUGCUUGUAUGGUUGUUGGGGUGUAUUUGCAUGUGUGGGCAUAGUCGUAAUGUAACCAAAGCACAGGGAAAUUUAUGUUUUUAUAACCAUGUAAGAUUGUGUACUGGUCAAUAUUCAACCCAGCUUUAUUGGCUAUGA
This is a messenger RNA of Thalassophryne amazonica, 1857 nucleotides long. RefSeq names its product ceramide synthase 3b (gene cers3b). Gene Ontology annotation, biological process: ceramide biosynthetic process. Gene Ontology annotation, cellular component: membrane. The transcript has 13 exons. Gene Ontology annotation, molecular function: DNA binding; sphingosine N-acyltransferase activity. NCBI's taxonomy places the organism in Eukaryota, Metazoa, Chordata, Actinopteri, Batrachoidiformes, Batrachoididae. The coding region runs from base 441 to 1562 and encodes 373 amino acids. The record is from RefSeq and is a predicted model, not a curated record.